This is a messenger RNA of Caenorhabditis remanei, 996 nucleotides long. RefSeq lists its product as uncharacterized. The coding region runs from base 1 to 996 and encodes 331 amino acids. NCBI's taxonomy places the organism in Eukaryota, Metazoa, Nematoda, Chromadorea, Rhabditida, Rhabditidae. The transcript is spliced from 8 exons. The record is from RefSeq and is a predicted model, not a curated record.
AUGAUAACCGACAUCUACUCCCUUCCACUCGUCACUCAAGUCGGUGAACCCCUUGACGAAACCGUGGAGAGAGUAGUGGAGAGCGUCCAGUUCUCUAUCAUUUGCUUCACCCUCCCAUUCUAUAUGUUCAUCACGUACUUCAUGUUGGAUGCCCUUCAAAGAGGAAUCGAUGAGUUGUCAACGCCAUUCUUCCGGCUAUGCAUCACAACUGCAUUCAUUGAUAUAUGGACCCUGCUCAACAACUACCUCGGCGCAAUGUUCCCAAAAUGGGGAUGGGGAACGAAAGUUUAUUUGUUCAUGGAUGGGUAUUAUGCACAUACUUAUUUAUAUUUUGCAUGGGCGUCUGGUAUCUGCCAAGCAAUGUGUGUCUCUCUUCUGGCUACCAAUCGAGUCUCCGCUAUCAUUUUCCCACAAAGACACUCUCGAAUGUGGACCUCCACACGUCUCCGAGUCGCCAUUGCCAUCCAAUUUCUUCCCGGUCUUAUUGCUGGUCUCGCCACGUUUUUCAAUGAAACCCAGCUAUAUAGAAACACUAAAAAUGGAUUAGUUCCAAGGUUCAAAAGUGAGAUAUUCAUCGCCGUCUUGUUCGGAAUAGCUGGUGCAUUUCUUGCUACAGUAUGUAUAUAUCUGAUUAUGGCGUACUGUUAUCUACUGUUUAUGUUGAGGAAGAGUAGCAAUGCGAUAAAAAACACUCAAUUCGCAAAAUCCCGUGCAGUUAUCAAGAAGAAAGAAGUCAAACUAUUCAUUAUGAGUAGUAUCACUGUGACUAUCCAAAUGUCAAUCCUUGUCCUUGUUAUCAUCUACGCCACGUCACUUCUUAAUUUCCCACUCGACAAGUUUUAUUUGUUUUAUAAUGCGAUAAGUGAUCUCUACGCGGGCAUCAAUCCAUAUCUUCUCUGGAUCUUCUCUGAUUCUUUGAGAAAACAUAUUUAUAUUCGACUCGGACUGAAGAAGAAGAGAAAAGUGCCGAGCUCGUCGGUGGUUACUGUUAAUUAA